CUGUCAUUCCCGGGCGGAUCGUUUGUUGUCAAGAUGGAGUUCUUACUUGGAAAUCCGUACAGUACUCCCGUGGGCCAGUGUAUAGAGAGGGCAACAGAUGGAGGCCUACAGAAUGAGGACUGGACCCUCAACAUGGAGAUCUGCGAUAUCAUAAAUGAAACCGAUGAAGGGCCAAAAGAUGCUAUGCGGGCGCUGAAGAAGAGACUGAGCGGCAACAAGAACUACAGAGAAGUUAUGCUCGCACUAACCGUAUUGGAGACAUGUGUGAAGAACUGUGGUCACAGGUUUCAUGUCCAGGUGGCCAACAGAGAUUUUAUUGAUGGUGUUUUGGUAAAGAUCAUUUCCCCCAAAGCCAACCCCCCAACGAUCGUACAAGACAAAGUCUUGUCUCUUAUACAGGCCUGGGCUGAUGCCUUCAGGAGUAGUCCUGAUCUAACUGGGGUGGUGCAUAUUUAUGAGGAACUGAAGAGGAAAGGCGUUGAGUUCCCAAUGGCAGACCUGGAUGCACUGUCUCCAAUUCACACACCACAGAGGGGCACACCAGAGGUGGAUCCAGCCAUGGUCAAGUACCUUGCCCCAACCUCACCUGAUCCCACGACUCCUAAACCUGCCUCACCCGUUCCCCCUGCCACACAGGCCCCUGAAAUUCCCAACCCCAUCACAGCAACUCCUGAACAGAUUGCCCGGCUGCGUAGUGAGCUGGACGUAGUGCGAGGAAACGUCAAAGUCAUGUCGGAGAUGCUAACUGAGAUGGUCCCAGGUCAGGAAGAGGCUUCGGACCUAGAACUGCUCCAGGAGCUGAACAGAACAUGCCGAGCUAUGCAGCAGAGAGUGGUCGAGCUGAUUUCGCGCGUCUCUAAUGAGGAAGUGACCGAGGAGCUCCUACACGCAAAUGAUGACCUCAACAACAUUUUCCUCCGAUACGAGAGGUAUGAGAGGUACAGGUCAGGUAGAGCUGCACAGAACAAUGGGAUGUUAACUGAAGCCACAGAGGACAACCUGAUAGACCUGGGCCCAGGAUCCCCAGCUGUGGUAACACCACGGAUCACAUCCAGCCCUCCACCUAGCUCCACUGUUGGAGCCACGGCUUCUCCUGCCCGCAACCCCACUGCAGCAUCGCUAUCCAGUGCUCUAGCUGGACUUGAUGUAGGCUCAGAAAGCGCGAGCGGCACCCCGCCAUCUCAAUCGGCCCAGAACCCGGACGACUUUGACAUGUUCGCACAGACCAGGGGGAGCUCUCUGGCUGAACAGCGCAAAAAUGUAAAAUAUGAAGACCCUCAGGCUCUGGGUGGCCUGGCCUCUGCUUUGGGUGUUAGACAACAGAAUACAGGAGGGAUCCCAGUAUCGCAGUCCUCUGUCAUGGAUGACAUAGAGGAGUGGCUCUGUACUGACGUGAAAGGUGAUGCUGCUGAAGAAGGGGUAACUAGUGAAGAAUUUGAUAAGUUCCUGGAGGAGCGAGCUAAGGCUGCAGACACUCUGCCAUCUCCCCCAGGACCUAACCCUGCUAACCUCUCCCACCCCGCCCGUGCCCCGAGUGGCUCCCAUAAGAAGACUGAACGGACGGAAGAUGCCCUCUUUGCCUUGUAGACUGUUCUCAGAGGACCUCGGUUUCUCUCCAGGGCAUCUAAAGGUCUUGGCCCAAAAUGACCCCACCCGCCACCCUCCAAAACAAUCCUCCUAGUCCUAUUUCAUUGCUGACUGGCAUUGGUGUAGCAAGUGAUCUCCACCUCCUCGUUGUUAUCUUGCCAGAGUGUCGCUCUAACCAUCAGAGGUCCAACAAGUUUACUGCGCAUUACCGCGUUAUGUUUUACUGUAUAUGGAUGUAUUAAUCUGUCAGUGUGGGAUGUACUGCUCGCAGCCCUGCAUCUCAUUCCAUAACAUGCCACCAAAGGAGGACAACUUCACUUAACUGUCGUGUGGUUUAAAAAUGUGACACAUGACCGCGAGAUUACUGGGAAAUUUCUCUGAAGGUCUACUCACAGAGUCAGUAUGGAAGCAUUUAACUAGGAGUAUAUUGUGUUAUUUUACUACAUUUCAGCUAAAUGCUUAUUUAUGCAUUAAUUGUUUUAUUUUUUCUGUAUUAUAUACUGAUCGAUCAGUGCAUUUGUUAAGAGUUGUAGAUUUCUAGUUAUGCUUAAUACUGAGAUAUGUGUGGCAGGGCAGCACCUCUUAUUACCCAGUUUGCUUAAGGCACUGUAAUGAACAGUUUCAUGUUAGCAGGCUAAUUUUGCAAACUAGGAUUAUAAUAUUAGCUAAUCUCUUUAAAAUGUGUAUGCCAGCAUUCCUCUAACCAAAGGGAAUUAAGAAUAAUAAAAAUCAAAAAAUGUACUAGUUAGGAUUCACUCUUAUCUCGUAUCUAUUUCAGAUAGCUAAGGGGAAGGAAGAUGCUACAAGAAGUUAAUGUAGAAAAGUGCCGCAAACUGCAAACACUUUAAGCCAUUCCAAAGAAUAUUGAUGCUUUAAUGACCAACUAGUUCUUCAUUUUACCAAUUGAAAAAUAGUGACAUUCACAUGCUCAAAAUAAGUUGCUGGAUUGUCAAAAUUUUCCUUCCCCCUCCACCGCCGCGUUAAUGUCUGUGCACUUUGAAGCAAAAAAAAAAAAAAAUCUGUAUUUUGUCCUUUUGUGUUUACAAGAUGCUUACUAUUUUUCUAGGGGAUGGGAAAUGAUCUUAAGAAUGAGUUCAUUUUGCACAUAACUUUUCUAACUAUGUAAUUAGUGCGCUUGUUUGCCUAACAAGUGGAUAGAUGGACCAUUGGACUGUUGGAAAUUACAGAAAGAUGCAACACAGAAAUAAAGAUUUAAAUGUCAGCUUAGCACUGGCAACAUAAUCAUCUACAAGACAAGUGUGCUGUGGUAACAGAUGUAUUCACACAGGCAAAUCUUCACAUACUCCAUAGUAUUUAAUCAAUAUACCUCAAAAUACAGAAACUGUGGUUUCUGUAAAAAAAAUCUAUUGGCUCAUAAUAAUAUCAGGAACACUGAAAGGUUUAAGUAUUAUUUUGUUUUCCCCUUCUGUAUUUUUAUAAUUCAUGGUUAAAAAACAACAAAAAAGGGAAACGAACAACUGAUGUUUUUGAGGCCGAGGUUGAAGCGUGCGGGAAGCAAGCAUGAUUUUACUUUCUUUCUGAUUAUGUGCAGUCAAACACAUUACACUUUAUUUCCUGUGCAUUUUCAACCUGCUAUGAUUCAUCUGCUCUCAUUGGAGCUGUUGCCAAGCAUUUCUAUGACCGACUGAUUUCAGCAAAGUUGCUCUGCCGAGAAAGGUUUUGUCUUUGAUCUGAGGCAAAAUAGAAAACCCGUCUUAUUUGCAGCUCUUUUUCCAGUUCAUUUUAGCACUGCUCUGCACUUCAAAAAGAUUUUCUUUUUCUCCUUUCAGUCCAUUUAAGACCAAAAGCCUUGUUAAUCAGAGGCAGCCCAUUUGCACCUCAGUUGUAAAGCUUCUUGCUAACAUAGAUGCAAAGGUGACAUUAAAAAUGUAUUUGUGUAAUCAAUGUAUUUUAGAUUAAAAUAAUAAUAAUAAUAAUGAUGAGCUUUAAUUUUCUUUCAUGCUGUAUGGUUACACUUGGUUUUGAGGGUUUAUUAUCAUUGCCAGAUAGCAGAUAUAAAAACAUCUACCACGCAAGUUGAACAAGGACGAUUACUAAAAAUGUAACAGGAGAUUCUUUAAAGGGAACUUUGACAGUUUUCUGUUUGUGUGUUCUGUAUCUUUGCAUCUGUAACAGAGUGUAUUGUGUUAACUUGCUCUUAUGAAGCUUAAGUCCUGGUUGCAACAUGUAUUCCUCUAAAUUCUGGCUAUCUUUAAAGUGGUAACUGAAUGUCUUUAAUACCCGCGAAGUGGGAUAUUUAAGCUUGUGUUUUGUGGACAUGGAAUUGAGGCUUGUUUUCUAUCGGUGGGUGCUCCAUGUCUCUCUGGCUGUGCCGUCUGCUGCCAUUACUAAUGGUCAGAUUUGUAUUUGACCUAAUGCACGUAUGUAACUGCCCAAUAAAACACUAGCAGUGUGUGACCUCUA
This is a messenger RNA of Oreochromis aureus, 4011 nucleotides long. RefSeq names its product TOM1-like protein 2 (gene tom1l2a). The record is from RefSeq and is a predicted model, not a curated record. Gene Ontology annotation, biological process: signal transduction. Gene Ontology annotation, cellular component: endosome; membrane. The coding region runs from base 34 to 1587 and encodes 517 amino acids. Lineage: Eukaryota; Metazoa; Chordata; Actinopteri; Cichliformes; Cichlidae. The transcript has 15 exons. Gene Ontology annotation, molecular function: phosphatidylinositol binding; clathrin binding; ubiquitin binding.